AUGCAAAUUUUUGUUAAAACCUUAACUGGGAAAACUAUUACAUUAGAAGUUGAACCUUCUGAUACAAUUGAAAAUGUAAAGGCAAAGAUACAAGACAAGGAAGGAAUACCUCCAGAUCAACAACGUUUAAUCUUUGCUGGAAAGCAACUUGAAGAUGGCAGGACUUUAUCGGACUACAAUAUUCAGAAGGAGUCUACUUUACAUUUAGUUUUGAGGUUACGUGGUGGUGUUAUUGAACCAUCCUUGGCAAAUUUAGCCCGUCAAUACAAUUGUGAGAAGAUGAUAUGCAGAAAAUGCUAUGCAAGGCUACCACUAAGAGCUACCAAUUGCCGUAAAAGGAAGUGCGGUAGAACAAAUCAAAUACGUAUGAAAAAGAAGCUUAAGUAA
Molecule: messenger RNA, 387 nt
Organism: Cryptosporidium muris RN66
Lineage: Eukaryota; Apicomplexa; Conoidasida; Eucoccidiorida; Cryptosporidiidae
Product: 60S ribosomal protein L40, putative
Exons: 1
Coding region: 1-387 (128 amino acids)
Biological process (GO): protein ubiquitination; modification-dependent protein catabolic process; translation
Cellular component (GO): nucleus; cytoplasm; ribosome
Molecular function (GO): ubiquitin protein ligase binding; structural constituent of ribosome; protein tag activity
Source: RefSeq, a predicted model, not a curated record